CCGGGGGGAAUGAAGCGGCCUCGGCGGGCCAGCGGCGGAGUCGUGUAGCGGAGAAGCGGCUCGCCCCUCUCUGUUUCCCUUGGCCGCGCCGGGGGCGCGCGCGCGCGCGAGGCCGUCCGGAGCAGGCUCCCCACUUCUCGGCUCCCUCGACCCGCACCACAUCCGCACCGGGCCCGGAGGAUGAUGAAGCUCAAGUCGAACCAGACCCGCACCUAUGACGGCGACGGCUACAAGAAGCGGGCCGCGUGCCUGUGUUUCCGCAGUGAGAGCGAGGAGGAGGUGCUGCUGGUGAGCAGUAGUCGCCACCCAGAUCGAUGGAUUGUCCCUGGAGGAGGCAUGGAGCCUGAGGAGGAGCCGGGGGUGGCAGCCGUCCGUGAGGUGUGUGAGGAGGCUGGAGUAAAAGGGACACUGGGAAGAUUAGUUGGAGUAUUUGAGAACCAGGAGAGGAAGCACAGGACGUACGUAUAUGUGCUCAUCGUCACAGAAGUGCUGGACGACUGGGAGGACUCGGUUAACAUCGGAAGGAAAAGAGAGUGGUUUAAGAUAGAAGAGGCCAUAAAAGUGCUGCAGUGUCACAAACCCGUGCAGGCGUCGUAUUUUGAAACGUUGCGGCAAGGCUACUCUGCCAACAACGGCACCCCGGUCGUGGCCACCACGUACUCGGUCUCCCCUCAGAGCUCCAUGUCGGGCAUCAGAUGACUGAAGACUUCUGUGAGCCGUGGGACCGGAAACUAGACUGAAGCGCAGACCCCCACCCUGGCUCCUCACUCCCUCAGGGCCUCCUUUCAGUGCAGCGGCCCGGGGACAGGGAGGGUACCCGUGUCCUCCGUUUGGCUUCUUUCUGGGGAGGGCGGGGCUGAGUGUGUAGCGUGUGAGUACUUCUGCACACAUGUCCCCUUGCAGCCCACCCUCUGAAGGGGCAGACAGCUCCCAGGUUCUCCAGUGCUCCUGUGUGUCUCAUCCAGCCCUAGCCAGACAUUUUCUUUGAUUUAAAAAAACAUUUUUUUUUUUAUUAAAAGAUACCAGUGUGAGAUGAACCUUUUCAAGAAUCUGUCCUAUAACGUGCCGUUUAGUCCAGUAGGUCGGGCACUUUCACUGCAGGACACAUUUAUCUACACGUUAUAUCCUGGACAUAUAAUAUGUAAAUAAAUGAUUUCUGGAGGCAUUGACCUGUUUAAUAUUCCAAGGUUUUUGUUUUUGUAAUUCAGGGUGUUUCUCAUAUGGAGACCCUCAUGAUUAAUUUUCAUUUUUGUUUUUGACACCAGUGGCCAGGCCAAUCCCCGUGCUCUGGCCCCCAUGGGCUGUAGCUGCAUAGGGCGGGCUUCUCUGGAAGCCAUGUUUCCGUGCCAGGAUCUAUGGCUUCGGCCCAGACCUGAAGAAACAAUGACAGAAAUUGAAUCCCGCCCUACAUGCGCACAAUGGGGCUGGAACUGGAUUCCUGGGGUUACUUUCUCGGAAACUGGAGCACCAGGCACUGUUUGCACCCUCUGCUGUGUGAGAUCUUUUCUGUAAUGCUACUUGUUGCUGGCACGGCCUCUCCGCCUCUCCGCCUCUCCUCUCACCCGUGCAUGUCUUACGCCUGCUGCUCCAGAUGUCGUCCUUGGCCAGUGCAGAUCUGCACACCCCGUCCCUGUGCUGGGUGACCUGUUCCGGAGUAGAGGCAGGUGUGCCUGGCCUUGCAGUGUCGUGGUGCUUGCAGCAUGGAGUCUGCGCAGAAAGUCACCAGCUCUCUGGCUUCAAAGGUGCAAGCUGUGCCAAGCAGUGCUAGAGGAGGCUGCGCAGUCGGCAGCGGUGUGGCUCACUGCAGUCUUGAUGGUUUUCAUACAGGUGUUGUGAUACAGAUUUUGUGGUCACAGUGGCCCAUUGUGUGGUUUCCUUGGGAAGUGAGAGGGUUUUGGAAAGGGUUUGGGAAUGGGGGGCGGGGUGGGGGCAGGGGACAGAGGGUGGCACUGACCAGGCCCUGGUUUAGGAUGGGAGGUUGUUGCUCUUCUCUCUCAGUGACACCUCCUGUCAGACAUGGCCAAGAUGUGAAAUUAAAGUCGUAGUACUCUUCAAUCAAAGAUUCUAAUAAAUACUCAAACUUUAAAAAGCUUUUGCUUUUCCCUCCCACCAAGAGAAACACAUCUGGUAGCCCUGUGUCAUUUAGUGUUCAAUGUUUUGGGUUUUUUUUUUUUUUUUUGGUACCGGGGAUUGAACUCGGGUCCUUGCACCUGUGCAGCAGGCGGCGAAACCACUGAGCUAAAUCCCCGGCCCUGUUGAGUGUUUUUUGAGACAACACUUGGUGAACUUUAAAUAUUGCUCUGCUGUUCUGAGUUUGCAUUCUUUCUUCUAACCUUAAACACAGAGCCAAAAGGCAGUGCUGGGAGUUUCCCGGAGUCCCCUCUCCAGUGAAAGCCCCGAUGGCCCCUGUGGGGUUCCGGGAGAGAACAGCACUGGAGGUUUGAGUCCAGAUGCCAGCUUACUGUCCAUGUCCUGCUUAAAAAUGAAUGCAUUGCUUUGGGUGCCAGUCAAAGUUCUGUGCAAAUAAAUAAAGAGGAAAUAAAUAAAGUAAAUUUAA
Heterocephalus glaber (naked mole-rat) is the source of this 2557-nucleotide messenger RNA. It is a transcript of the gene Nudt3, whose product is annotated as nudix hydrolase 3. The record is from RefSeq and is a predicted model, not a curated record. Gene Ontology annotation, biological process: adenosine 5'-(hexahydrogen pentaphosphate) catabolic process; diadenosine hexaphosphate catabolic process; diphosphoinositol polyphosphate metabolic process. Gene Ontology annotation, molecular function: bis(5'-adenosyl)-hexaphosphatase activity; diphosphoinositol-polyphosphate diphosphatase activity; endopolyphosphatase activity. Lineage: Eukaryota; Metazoa; Chordata; Mammalia; Rodentia; Bathyergidae. Gene Ontology annotation, cellular component: nucleus; cytoplasm.